UUUAUCUUAAGAGAUAAUAUCACAGACUAAUCUGUGAUAAUACUUUGGUAUAAUAAAAUAUAAUCAUUGAUUUUUUGUGGAUCUUUAGGAGCUGUAGAAAAUGAUUAACCAUGAAGCAUAUGAGAUCUUUCCUCUAAUUUCGUUAUCUAGCCAGGUUGAAUCAGUAGCUGCCUAUGAUGACAAUCUACUCAUUGGAACUCGACAAGGUUUCUUAUUUAUGUAUAAUGUAGAGCCAGGUACUGAAGAAAAAUAUAAUGUACAACUCAUGCGGUUGAAUAAAUCUUUCAGUAAAAAGGCAAUCUCCCAAUUAGAGGUCAUACCUGAUUAUCAGCUCUUGAUAUGUCUUACAGAUAAUGUUGUACAAGUACACGAUAUAAAUUCUAUAAAUUUUAACCUGCUCACACAAAUACAACGUACACGGGGUGCCACAUAUUUUACAUUGAAUAUCAGGAGAGAAAAAUCUCUGACUGGAGGAGGUGCUGUACUAGUGCGAAUGGCAGUAGUUGUGAAGAGAAAACUACAGUUAUAUUAUUUGAAGAACAAUGAAUUCAUGCAGUUGGGUGAGGACAUAAACUUGAGUGAGGUUCCUAGAAGUGUUAUUUGGUCACAAGAAUCACUCUGUAUUGGGUACAAAGGGGAAUAUGCUCUCAUAGAAUUAGCGGAUAAUAAACAUUCUGAAUUAUUUCCAACAAGUGGAAGUCGUUCUAGCGAUCCCUGUAUGGGGAAAGUAUCUGAAAGAGCAUAUGCCCUUUGUCGAGACUCACAAACAGUUUUUGUGAAUGUUAAAGGUGAAACUGAGAUUACAACUGCUCUAAGGUGGUCAGAUGUUCCUCUGGCCUUAACUUGGGAUGAACCUUAUUUAUUAGCUGCUCUCCCCGAUAAAGUUGAAGUAAAAACGCCAGAUGCUGCUGGACUCACACAAAAUUUGAGCGAACUUACCAAAGUGAGAUUUUUGGUUUCAUGCAGUCAAGGUCGAGUUUAUGCAGCUAACUUUAGUCAAGUAUGGGUCAUUUCCGGUAUCAAUAUAGCUAAACAGAGGAAGCUCUUACUCGAUGCCAAGCAAUUCCAGUUAGCUCUCAAACUAACUGCUAUUUCAGACGAGUGCGAAGAUGAUAAAAAGGAAAAAGUUCAUCAUAUACAGACUCUUUUAGCUUAUGAUCUCUUUUCUAACAAACAAUUUCACGAAAGUAUGAAAGAAUUUCAAAAACUGAAAACUGAUCCUUAUGACGUAAUAAGACUUUUUCCCGAGCUAUUGCCUCAUCAAACUGGAGAAAAUAACCCUCUAGCUGGUCCACCACUAGUCGGAAAGGAUUUAGAAACAGGGCUUUUAGCUUUGAUCGACUAUUUGACUGAUAUAAGACAUCCUCUAAAGCUGGAGGUGGCAAAUAACAACGAUGCCAAGAGUAAGACAGCUCUUCAUUUGCUCCAAAUUAUAGACACCACCCUUUUGAAGUGCUAUUUACAAACCAAUGAUGCUCUUGUGGCUCCUUUGUUGAGAUUGAAUUAUUGUCAUCUCUCAGAAGCGGAAAAGGUGCUGAGAAAGAUGGGAAGACACAACGAAUUGGUCAUAUUGUACCAGACUAAGGGCCAGCAUCGUAAGGCUUUAGAGCUGUUGAAAUCAGAGAAAGCAAUUGAAAGGACCAUUAAGUAUUUACAGCAUCUUGGUCCAGAUCAAGUUGGUCUCAUUCUCGAAUUUGCGAAUUGGGUGCUGACCGAAGCCCCUGAAGAAGGACUUCGAAUUUUUAUCGAAUACAAUCCUGAUGAUGAGCAACCGCCCAAGCCUAGAGUUUUAGAUUUUCUACUUAGAUCUCAUCCUACCGUGGUCAUUCCCUACCUUGAACACGUUGUUCACGUUUGGAAAGACACCAACCCCCUGUUUCACAAUGCACUAGUGCAUCAGUACAGAUCGAGGUCUAUGAGCGAACAAACUGACGUUUCGAGACGUUUGCUGUUGGAAUUUCUGGAGAAGAGCCAGCAUUAUGUUGCCGAGUCUGUUUUGGCCCAAUUUCCGAAUGAAGGUUUCCUUGAAGAGAGGGCUGUGAUUUUAGGGAGGUUAGGAAGGCAUGACGAAUCUCUGGCGAUUUACGUGAGGGUCUUAGGAGAUAUAGACAAAGCUUUGAAAUAUUGCGAGAAGGUGUAUGAUUCCAAUAACCCAAAGAGCAAAGGGGUUUAUGUUUAUCUCAUCAAACAAAUAUUGGACCCAGAUUCCUGUCUUCCACCUAACAGCAUCUUAUCUCCGAAAACUGCCACCCCCGAUGUAGAGCUAGCUUUGAAAAUUAUGGAAGAACAUGCCACUCGACUGGACCCUCUUGAAAUUCUGAAUUCCCUUCCGGAGAAUGUACCUAUUGGUAGAAUCCAGUCGUUUUUACUAAAGGCCCUACAAAAGUCUAUAUCGGAAAGAAGAAGAGCACAAUUGCUUAAAGGGCUCUUGUAUGCCGAGCAUUUGCAAUGCCAGGAGUUGAGAUUUAGGCUGCAAGCACAAAAGGUCCUGAUUACCGAACUGAAUGUUUGUCCAGUUUGUAAAAAACGGUUCGGGAAUCAGAGUGCUCUUGUGAGGUACCCUAAUGGAGAUGUUGUUCAUUAUUCUUGUAAUGACAAAAAAUUACAACCCUUAAACAUUAAUUCAAACUCUGGUACUAAGAAUUCAAUGUGAUACUUUAAUUCAUAUAUUUAUAUACCUGUUAAAAAUAAACUACAUAUAUACAAAAAUAAAAUACACUAGUCAAAUCCAUAAAUGAGAAUCUUUUACUUUGUGGCUUAGAAAGAGCCAACAAUAAGUUGAAUGUCCGUUUAUAUCAAAUUCCUCAAAAAGCGGUGACUAUUUCCUGAAAUUUCAGUGAGUGAUCUGUCACCAGAGCAACCGUACUUUUAUUCCGGUUAGG
Messenger RNA from Harmonia axyridis, 2882 nucleotides. It is a transcript of the gene Vps39, whose product is annotated as vam6/Vps39-like protein. Gene Ontology annotation, biological process: vesicle-mediated transport; endosomal vesicle fusion; autophagy. The transcript has 10 exons. Bases 101 to 2653 code for a protein of 850 amino acids. NCBI's taxonomy places the organism in Eukaryota, Metazoa, Arthropoda, Insecta, Coleoptera, Coccinellidae. The record is from RefSeq and is a predicted model, not a curated record. Gene Ontology annotation, cellular component: membrane; cytoplasm. Gene Ontology annotation, molecular function: protein binding.